This is a messenger RNA of Belonocnema kinseyi, 2153 nucleotides long. RefSeq names its product cationic amino acid transporter 2. Gene Ontology annotation, cellular component: plasma membrane. Bases 149 to 1942 code for a protein of 597 amino acids. Gene Ontology annotation, molecular function: amino acid transmembrane transporter activity. The transcript has 12 exons. The record is from RefSeq and is a predicted model, not a curated record. Gene Ontology annotation, biological process: amino acid transport; transmembrane transport. NCBI's taxonomy places the organism in Eukaryota, Metazoa, Arthropoda, Insecta, Hymenoptera, Cynipidae.
AUGGAAAAGUGAAAACAAAAUUCACUUGAAGUUAAUAAUCUGCAAAAUGGAUUUUCUUCUUACGAAACUCGUUAUGGUGUUCCCCAAGUGUUUCCCAAUUCAUUAAGUGCUGGAAGAUAACAAUUUCAACAUAAAAGAGCUUCACAGGAUGAGAAUCUUGGGGUGCAGCGACAUUUGCAGUAUAUUCACACGAAAGAAAAAAAUUAAUACAGCUUCGGAAUCCCAAUUAGCAAGAUGUCUUUCAACCCUGGACCUAACAGCUUUAGGAAUCGGAUCCACACUCGGAGUAGGAGUCUACGUGUUGGCUGGAUCGGUAUCUCGUGAUACGGCUGGCCCAGCUGUUAUCAUUUCUUUCGCUAUCGCAGCAUUAGCGUCAAUGAUAGCAGGUCUAUGCUAUGCAGAAUUUGGUGCAAGGGUACCAAGAGCUGGUUCCGCAUAUGUUUACAGUUACGUGACGAUGGGCGAAUUUGUCGCUUUCCUCAUCGGGUGGACCCUCAUUUUGGAAUACGUUAUCGGAUCAGCAAGUGUCGUGCGUGGUUUGAGUACUUAUGUCGAUGCUCUUUUCAAUAAUUCGAUGAGAAAUGCAUUCAAAUCUGCUGCCCACAUCGACAUUAGUCACCUUUCAUCUUAUCCAGACUUUUUUGCAUUCGGGGUAACGAUCCUUUUCUCUGCGGCUCUUGCCUUUGGAGCAAAGGAAUCUUCUCUGGCAAAUAAUAUAUUCACUGUCGCAAAUCUCUCGGUAGUUAUUUUCGUCGUUAUUGCUGGAGCUUUCAAAGCUGACCCAGCGAAUUGGAACACUCAUCCACCAUGUACAGACGAAGAUUGCAAACAAGGAAAAGGAGGCUUUGCUCCUUAUGGAAUCGCCGGAAUUAUAUCCGGCGCUGCGACAUGUUUCUAUGGGUUUAUCGGAUUCGAUUGCGUUGCCACUACUGGAGAAGAGGCCAGAAAUCCCCAAAAAUCAAUUCCAAUUGCGAUCGUGGCAUCUCUCUCGGUUGUUUUUUUAGCAUAUUUUGGGGUUUCUGUGGUCCUUACGAUGGUCUUGCCUUAUUACGAACAAAAUCCAGACGCACCAUUUCCUCAUCUUUUUGAUAAAAUCGGAUGGGAAUGGGCCAAGUGGCUCGUAAGUCUUGGGGCAAUAUGCGGUUUGUGUUCCAGCCUGCUCGGAGCCAUGUACCCGUUGCCGCGGGUGAUCUACGCGAUGGCAUCCGAUGGUCUGAUCUUCAAGUGGAUGGGAAAAGUGAACCCGCGAUUCCACACACCGCUGAUGGGGACCCUCUCCGCAGGUUUACUCACAGGAGUCCUCGCAGCCAUUUUUGAACUGAACCAGCUAGUUAACAUGAUGAGCAUCGGUACCCUUCUGGCCUAUUCCAUUGUGGCGGCCUGCGUCCUCAUUCUACGAUACGAAGAGAGCGAGGUGAGCGAGAAGAAAAACGAUAACACCGCACUCACAGCCUCAUCAGUCCUAAAGCUGAUUAUAAACGCCAACAAAACAACCCAUGCAACGAAGCUUUCAGCUAGACUUGUUACGUCACUCGUUUUUCUCUACUUCAUCCUCUGUGUCUGCUUCACAUCCUUGGUCGCCAGAUUCACACACGACAUUAACAAUCUCGAAAUGUGGAUCAUUGUCCCAAUGAUUUUUCUGAUAAUUUCUCUAGUCACUGUACUUUUUUGCAUAUAUCUGCAACCAGUUUCUGGAACAAGACUCACAUUUUCUGUUCCUCUCGUGCCAUUUUUACCAGCUCUCAGUAUUUUAAUCAACGUUUACUUGAUGAUGAUGCUGGACAUAAUGACGUGGGUGCGUUUCGGCGUCUGGAUGAUAGUUGGUCUUCUCAUUUAUUUCUUCUACGGAGUCAGGCAUAGCGACAUUUCUGUAAGAAAAAUUUCAAUGAAAUCUAUUCGCUUGGAUGGAAGAAAAAACGUAGACUCACCUAAGUUUACGUGACCAGCACCACCUCUAUUUUCUCACGAAUCACCGAACUUUUCGGAGAUUUAUAAACACAUGACUGUCGGAUAUAUAUUUAAAAACUGUGAUCCAAGAUCAGUUAUGGUAUAGAGUAUAUCAAAAUCGACUAGUGAAAACGAUUUUUACUUAAAUAAUUUUUUAAGCUACUGUUAAAUUCCAAGUGGCCGUCUAUAAACUACGUUAUCAAUUU